CGAGCGCGUGCCCAUGAUUCCUUUGGCUUGGCAAACGAAAGGAGAGAAGGGAUUCACGAGUCCGGAAGUUGAAAAAUACAUUUCGACGAAAAUUGAGAAGUUCAAGCAUAUGUUCUCAUCGACGUGAGCACUUAAUAUCAAAAUGUAAUGCUUGCAGCAGUCUGCACAAGAAGCUCGAUGGAUGUAGCUGGACACGAGCCAUGCUCGAGAGCAGCAUGGCCGACGAAUAACAUUGUAGGAGUUGGAAAAUCCGAGACGAAAAGGCUCCAAUUCUCGAAUGGUGAAGGUGACGCCGGGGAAACAGAACAUCCUCGAACGCCACUUCAAACGACAGACCAUGCGACCUCGAGCUUCAAUCAGGGCGGCGCUGAUCGGCCGCAAUGCACUCACUAAGCUCUGCGCGAUUGCCAAAUGCUUGGGCAUCGACGAUGAAUUUUCUCCUUUGCUCGACAGAAUUUCUGUCCAGCGUAUCCUGAUGCGUCAGUCACGUCGGGAUGUUGAUGGAUACAAGUGGAGACGCAUUGUGGACUAGCACCGACAUUUAACGAAGCAAAUGCAAUAUCAUGGCUCGAAUCAAGUUUUACAUGUCGACCUGGCAACCACACACUUGUCACAGCCUGAUGGAAAGCUGCUCUGGGACAGCAAAUACAAUAGUUUCUUCCAGCAAUCGGGGCAAGACGACACGAAGAUCAGCUUAUGAGUUCGAAUUACAUGCAUUCCUGAGUCUCUCUUAAAGUGCAUCAUCUUGGCCCUGAGGUAUCAAUGCUUCUCUAGCUGAGCAAGAGAGCGAUUCAGGUCAUAUUCACUGGACAGAAAGUACUCACCACUCGAUCAUUCUUGCAGGAGAAAGGAAAUUUCGAAUACGCACGCCAACAAUCAUUCACGGCGUGGGGGCUUAACCGGAAAGCCGCUUCUCCUGGAAGCGCAUGGUCAUCGAUCUGUCACGUCUUGGGCCGAUGAGCGUACAUCGAAAGAUGUGGCCUGGCCCCCACUGAGUGAUUGCACACAUCUCGCCAUGGGCGAUUGUUUUUGCCUAUUUUGUUUCCCAAAAUCCAGUCAUUGAAUAGAUGCCAUGAUCAAACCUUACGAAUGAUUC
Molecule: messenger RNA, 1096 nt
Organism: Pseudocercospora fijiensis CIRAD86
Lineage: Eukaryota; Fungi; Ascomycota; Dothideomycetes; Mycosphaerellales; Mycosphaerellaceae
Exons: 1
Coding region: 278-532 (84 amino acids)
Source: RefSeq, a predicted model, not a curated record